Molecule: messenger RNA, 2631 nt
Organism: Cavenderia fasciculata
Lineage: Eukaryota; Evosea; Eumycetozoa; Acytosteliales; Cavenderiaceae
Exons: 2
Coding region: 1-2631 (876 amino acids)
Biological process (GO): proteolysis; peptide catabolic process
Cellular component (GO): cytoplasm
Molecular function (GO): zinc ion binding; metalloaminopeptidase activity; peptide binding
Source: RefSeq, a predicted model, not a curated record
AUGUCAUCAUAUUUAGAAGAUAAAGGGGAUAGAUUAGUAUUACCUGAUUUAGUUAUCCCAAAUAGAUAUCUAUUAGAGUACAAAUCAAUCGAUUUAAAGCAGUUUACAUUUAGUGGAACUGUAUCGAUUGAAUUACAGGUCAAGAGAGCAACCAACAAGAUCAUCUUACAUGCAAUAGAGAUUGAUGUAAAGGAUGCAUUGAUCAAACAACAAUCGGUUACUCACGAGGAAAAGGCAAUUAAAGUAGAGUAUGACACCAAGGAUGAAGUGGCAAUCAUUACAUUUGCAAAGGAGUUGGUUGUUGGGUCUGUGGCUACGUUGGUGAUCAACUUUUCAGGUAUGCUUAAUGACAAGUUGAAAGGAUUCUAUCGGUCUCCAUACAUUGUAUCUGGAGAGACUAGAUACAUGGGUGUUACACAAUUCGAAGCAACUGAUGCGCGUCGUGCCUUUCCUUGUUUCGAUGAACCUGCUCUCAAAGCUGAAUUUGAUAUCCUUAUCACCAUUCCACAACAUCUAACUGCAAUUAGUAACCAACCAGAAUCAUCUACACUUGUCAAUGGUGAUGGUACACAUACAAUUUCUUUUGUUCGUACUCCAAAAAUGUCAACUUAUAUUGUUGCAUUUGCAAUUGGAGAAUUUGAAUUUGUUGAAGGUAAAACAAAGAGUGGAAUUGUUACACGUAUUUAUCAAUUAAUUGGUAAAGAGGAAAAGGGUGACUUUGCUUUAGAGGUUGCUGUCAAGGUAUUGGACUUUUUUGAAGACUACUUUCAAAUUCCAUAUCCACUACGUAAAAUCGACCAUCUUGCAGUGGGUGCGUUUGCAUUUGGUGCAAUGGAGAAUUUCUCAUUGAUUAUCUAUCGGGAAUCGGCAUUGUUGACAUCAAGUAAAACGUCGUUGAAAACAAAACAAAGAAUUGCUAAUGUGAUUGGUCAUGAAUUGGCACAUCAAUGGUUUGGCAACUUGGUGACAAUGGAUUGGUGGUCACAACUAUGGUUGAAUGAAGGGUUUGCCUCGUAUAUGGGUGUCAUGGUCACCGAUAGACUGUUCCCAGAAUGGAAUCAAUGGUUGGAUUGUGAGUUUAGAACCGAUGUAAUGGAUUUGGAUGGUUUGGAGAGUAGUCAUCCCAUCGAAGUAAAGGUUCACGAAUCAUCUCAAAUCACAGAGAUCUUUGACGCAAUCUCUUACAAAAAGGGUGCAUCGGUCAUUCAAAUGCUCGAUUUCCGGUACGGUGAUGCAUUCCGUCAAGGAUUGAAUCAUUACCUCACCAAGUUUGCAUGGCAAAAUGCAAACACCCAAGAUCUCUGGGACAGCAUCUCACUCAAGGCAAAUGAUAAUGUCAAAGACUUUAUUGACAAUUAUACAAAGAUUACAGGUUACCCUGUCAUUACUUUUAGUUUAAUCCCUUCAUCCCCUUCCUCCUCAAAGACCUCCACAACUUUAUCGUAUCUUGUUAGUCAAAGAAAGUUUAAUUACUUAAAAAAAGAUACUACUCAACAACAAGACACUUGGAAAUGUUUCAUUCCCAUUCAAAAAGCAUCUAGCAAAAAGGGAGAGUUUCAAUCAGUUUUGUUGGAUCCAAGUAAAAAGGAUAGUGUCAUUUUCAAAGUUGAAAAGGGUGAAUGGUUUAAACCAAACUACAAGGAAAGCGGAUACUAUCGUAUUCAAUACAACAAGGAGAUAAUAGCAGCACUUGUUCCAGCUAUCGAAUCAUUGGAGAUAUCGUCAGUCGAUCGUUUGGGUAUUUUGGUAGACACUUUUGCUCUCUCUAGAAGUUGUCAAACACCAAUCAAUGUAUUUAUGGAUCUCGUCGCAUCGUACAAGAAUGAAACCGAGUGUCUUGUUUGGACUCACAUCGUUGACAAAUUGACAUUGAUUCUCAAUAUUGUCUAUGACCAACCAUACAAAGACCUCCUCAAAACCUUUAUCGUACAACUAGUCGUACCUAUAUACAACCGACUAGGAUUCAAUAACAAGGAUGGGGAACCAUCCAACGACAGUCUUCUUCGUGCAAAGAUUAACUCUUGUCUUGGUCUGCUUGGCUAUGAGCCAGUGGUCGACGAAUGCAAGAAAAGAUUCGAUCUCUACUAUAAUGGUACCCAACCACUUUCCAAUGACCUUGCCAGCGUAGUGUUAACAACCGUCGUUCGUCAUGGUGAUGAAACUGUAUUGGACAAGGUCAUACAGUUACACAAGAAAGCAAGUGCUGUAGCUGAAAAGAAUUCUCUUUUACUCUGUAUGGGUGUGUCACAAAUCCCCCACUGUGUAGAAAAGGCUCUUACCUAUUCCCUCGAUCCAAAUCAUGUAAAGACACAAGACACUUAUAUGGUUUGGUUUGGUAUUGGUAAUGAUCAAAGAGACGUAGCUUUUAAAUACUUUGCAGACAACUUUGACAAGAUUGAUGCCAUUUUCAAACAAAAUAUGUUGUAUGCUCGUCUGAUCACCUCGUCACUCCCAAGAAGACUACCAGAACAGGAAUUGAUUGCCAAAGAAAAGUUCCUUCUCCAUGAUAAAUCCCUUCCACUUUGUUUACGUACCAUUAAACAAUCCAUUGAAUCAAUCACUAUUAAUAAUCAUUGGUUUAAUUACUUCUCAUCAGAUUUGUCAAAUUGGUUUAAAAAUCAAAACAAAUAA